AUGUUCGACGACUCCGUUAGCCCAACCCAUCUCAAUGGGCUCACUUUCACUAAAACAACUACAGGUUGUCAGCUGCAAGCUGGUGAGAUGUGUGGCAUUAUGCAAGGCGGUAUGUGUCGGUUCUCCGAACUAACACCGGGACAGUUCGGGCUCACAAAGCAGCUGGUGUUGCGCCUGGCGCUUCCACACGUAACACUUCUUUUCGUUUCAUUAUUAUAUGCUGCUUUUGGUGGAUGGAUUCUGACCAUCAUCCAAUAUAGCGAUCAAGCUACACACGAUGCUGAAUUGUUUGAGAAGUUUGAAAGCACUAGAGUUAAUUUCACUCGUUUCAUCGUUUCGAUUAACACAUCAAGAAGUUCUGUUCUAGAAGAAAGGCUUAACAUAUUCGUUGAUGAUCUGCACACGUUAUAUUCGAGAAAUCCUUUUCCAUGGAGUCGCAAUUUUACGGGUUUUAUUCACAAUCAUCACAAUCCUCUACUGAAUGUCACAUGGAACCUGUUUUUUGCUGCUACAACACUCACAUCAAUAGGAUAUGGCACUGACGCUCCUGAUUCAUACACUGGACGAGUGUUCUGCCUUGUUUAUUUGUUUUUUGGUAUUCCUUUGUACUUGAUCACACUCGCUGACCUCGCGAAGUUUUGCACCGAAUUCAUGAACAAAUUGUACAUAGAUAUUAUCAAGUACAAGUAUCGCGUUAGGCGAAAGUAUAGGCGUUGGAAAUCUGGACGAUUACGCCGUGACUCUAUUAAAGUGGGACAAUUGAUAAUCGCAGGAGGAGAAGAUGAGGUUGCUGAAUUUCUGUGGACUCAUUUAGAACACGCUCAAUUUGUUGAGGUCCCUUUCGUUCUUAUCAUAGGAUGUUUGGAGCACGUCGUAUGUCAAAUGAAACCCGAAAGUCCGCACUGCAAGGAAUCCAUCAAGGAAUCAGACAAGUUGAAUAAGCAAAACUGUUUAAGGGAUUCUCUUGCUUUACAUUGCUAUUGCUUCCUACAUUAUUGCUGCUAUCGAGGGAUGGCCAUUGUCAGAUGGUUUUUACUUCGUGAUGAUCAGUGUGUUGACGAUUGGUUUUGGAGAUCUUGUGCCUCGCAACGAAACAUUCAUACUAUUCGUUUUGUUGUUGAUCGGUUGCAUUUCUUUGGGAGACGACUGGAUGACGAUCCAUUGUCUUGGUUGAAAGAAGUCCAGCAAAGACGAAUCGAAGCAAUGAAAAGGGAAGCCAUGAGAAAAUUGUUCGAAACAGUCACUGCAUUGCACCACAUUCGAUUUACAGCUCUCAAACAUCUCACACAGUCACCAUCAGACUUAUUGCCAGACCCUCCAGAAGCUCCACGAAAUCUUUUGGCAUCUCAUGCCACCGCAGAUUCAGUGCUGCUCAGAUGGAGUGAGCCAAUCUAUGUGGAUGAGGGCAAACGCUAUUGGUACACACUAACAUAUAAACCAAGAACACCGCAAAGACGAAAUCAAGUGGUCUGUGUGGACUUCAUUAACGAGAAGAAAUAUCUUGUGAAGGGGUUGAAGUCUUUCACACUCUACGAAUUCAGUUUGACAACGACAACUCGCUUUGGGAGAAGUAAACCAGCAAAAGCACAAGAAUAUACAGAACCGUGUACGGUCCCGCAGGAUCUACGUUUGGAAGCAAUCAGCUGUGAAACAGCUACAGUCUCUUGGCGAGCGCCUAAAGUAAAUAAUGGGCCUGAGAGCUAUGUAAUUCAAUAUACACAAGAGCCCGCUCCUCAGUUUAUCUAUUGGAGCAGGUACAAGGUUGGCCAAUCGUUGAAGUUUACGCUCACCGACUUGUUGCCGGACACUCGAUAUAUUUUGUGUGUAUCUGCCGAGCACAACUAUGGGCUUGCAGCUAUGUCCAAGUCUAUCCGAUUUCGCACGAGGUGUUGGUGGGCUGACGACGACAGUACGUGUUUGCAGCUACCGUUCACCAAUCACCGAUUAUCGAUCGCUAGCGUUCUUUCAUCAUUGAGCGCAUUACGGUAG
This is a messenger RNA of Necator americanus (New World hookworm), 1989 nucleotides long. RefSeq lists its product as uncharacterized. The transcript is spliced from 19 exons. Gene Ontology annotation, molecular function: protein binding; potassium ion leak channel activity; outward rectifier potassium channel activity. Gene Ontology annotation, biological process: stabilization of membrane potential; potassium ion transmembrane transport. The record is from RefSeq and is a predicted model, not a curated record. Gene Ontology annotation, cellular component: plasma membrane. Bases 1 to 1989 code for a protein of 662 amino acids. Lineage: Eukaryota; Metazoa; Nematoda; Chromadorea; Rhabditida; Ancylostomatidae.